AUGGCCGCCUCGAAGCCCGUGGAGGCGGCGGGGAGCGGCGGCGGUGGGGGCGGCUCGGGGUUGUCACGCUGGCAGUUGGCGUUGGUGCUGGGGGCGCCGAUUCUCCUGGGCGCCGGCGCGCUCUACCUGUGGGGGAGGCGGACAGCCCGCCGCGGCGGCAAGGGCGCGAAUGAGCGGAAGACCCCCGAGGGUCGGGCGAGCCCCGGACCCUGCGGCAGCGGCCAGCCCGAUGGGCCCGGCCAUGAGGAGAUGAGCCCUCUGGAUAGAGCCCAAGCAGCCAAGAACAAAGGAAACAAGUACUUUAAAGCAGGAAAGUAUGAGCAAGCUAUUCAGUGUUACACUGAGGCCAUCAGCCUGUGCCCUCCUGAGAAGAACCUUGAUCUUUCUACCUUCUAUCAAAAUAGAGCUGCUGCCUAUGAACAAUUGCAAAAAUGGGCAGAAGUGGCACAAGACUGCACAAAGGCUGUCGAGCUGAAUCCUAAAUAUGUAAAAGCUCUAUUCAGACGUGCAAAGGCUCAUGAAAAGCUAGACAAUAAGAAGGAAUGUUUAGAAGAUGUCACUGCAGUCUGCAUUUUAGAAGCCUUCCAAAACCAGCAAAGUAUGUUAUUAGCUGAUAAAGUUCUUAAACUCCUUGGAAAAGAAAAGGCCAAAGAGAAGUAUAAGAAUCGUGAGCCUCUGAUGCCCUCACCACAGUUCAUUAAAUCCUACUUCAGUUCUUUCACAGAUGAUAUAAUCUCCCAACCUUUGCUUAAGGGUGAGAAAUCAGAUGAAGACAAGGAUAAGGAAGGAGAGGCUUCUGAAGUAAAAGAGAACUCUGGCUAUUUGAGAGCAAAACAAUAUAUGGAAGAAGAGAAUUAUGACAAAAUUAUCAGUGAAAGCACUAAAGAAAUUGAAGCAAAGGGAAAGUACAUGGCAGAAGCUUUGCUUCUACGAGCUACUUUCUACCUGCUUAUUGGCAAUGCAAAUGCUGCCAAACCAGACCUCGAUCAGGUCAUCAGCAUGGAAGAUGCAAAUGUGAAGCUCCGAGCUAAUGCUCUGAUCAAACGAGGCAGUAUGCACAUGCAGCAGCAGCAGCCGUUGCUGUCCACUCAGGACUUUAACAUGGCUGCUGACAUUGAUCCUCAGAAUGCAGAUGUUUACCACCAUCGAGGACAACUGAAAAUCUUGCUUGACCAAAUUGAAGAGGCUGUGGAAGACUUCGAUGAAUGCAUCCGAUUGCGACCCGAUUCUGCCUUGGCUCAAGCACAGAAAUGUUUUGCUCUGUAUCGCCAAGCUUAUACAGGAAAUAAUCCUUUGCCUGUGCAAGUAGCCAUGAAAGGUUUUGAAGAUGUCAUUAAAAAAUUUCCAAAGUGUGCUGAAGGCUACGCACUCUAUGCUCAGGCACUAACUGAUCAACAGCAGUUUGGCAAGGCUGAUGAGAUGUAUGAUAAAUGCAUUGACCUUGAGCCAGACAAUGCAACUACAUAUGUUCAUAAAGGUUUACUUCAGCUCCAGUGGAAGCAAGAUUUAGACAAAGGAUUAGAACUCAUAAGCAAGGCCAUUGAAAUUGAUAACAAAUGUGAUUUUGCAUAUGAAACCAUGGGAACGAUUGAAGUGCAAAGAGGUAAUCUGGAUAAAGCCAUCGAAAUGUUCAACAAAGCGAUCAACCUGGCCAAAUCUGAAAUGGAGAUGGCCCACCUCUACUCCCUCUGUGAUGCUGCCUAUGCCCAGACAGAAGUCGCAAAGAAGUAUGGAUUGAAACCACCAACACUGUAAAGCAAGGAGGAGGAAGUGACAUUCUAAAGUGAAGUUGCCCACUUCAGCCAGCCCUAAAGACGCUGUUGCAGACCAUGCUGAAUGGUGGAACUUAGUUUUUUCCUAUUCGUGGUGUUGUCAUUUGCUACAUCUGUUCAAUGUUUAGGUGUUGUGGGAGUGGUUGUUCAAGGAAGUAAUGCAGUGCUGCAUCUUGUUCCCUCUGCAGCAGAAACCUUAAAGUGUGAUAAGGGAAAUAAAGCUGCAGGGGAACAAAAACAAAAGAAUUUUGGCCAUGCAAAUAAAAACUUCACAGUGCUUCAUUUUGGGGUGAUUAUGUUGUGGGCGAUUUUUGCUUUAUCAAUUAAUAUUACAGCAU
Molecule: messenger RNA, 2110 nt
Organism: Indicator indicator
Lineage: Eukaryota; Metazoa; Chordata; Aves; Piciformes; Indicatoridae
Gene: TOMM70
Product: translocase of outer mitochondrial membrane 70
Exons: 12
Coding region: 1-1755 (584 amino acids)
Molecular function (GO): protein binding
Source: RefSeq, a predicted model, not a curated record